Fomitopsis serialis is the source of this 876-nucleotide messenger RNA. RefSeq lists its product as uncharacterized. The annotation marks the transcript as partial. The transcript has 3 exons. NCBI's taxonomy places the organism in Eukaryota, Fungi, Basidiomycota, Agaricomycetes, Polyporales, Fomitopsidaceae. The record is from RefSeq and is a predicted model, not a curated record.
CUUGGACAAGUGCGAGAACCACGGAAUCGCCGCCUGGACCUUUCCAGAAUAGUAUGGCGGCAUUCGAAAGAGACUACAGUGUCACAAAGCGACUCUCCCCGGUCAUGUCGACCACCUCUACUCCUGGCCUGACGACGGCUUCGGAAGCAAGCACCCCGAGCGCGUCUUCUGCCACAUCGACCAACUCCAAUGCGGCGGCAAGCCCAUCGCGCACAUUCGCGUUCACCGAGGGAGCGCAUCAUCUCCCUGCAAUCCCAACAUUCCCGCCACUCGUCUCGUCGAGCUCGACGAGCUCACAGCGGCAGGUUGCCUCGUCCUCUCCGCUGACACUGGACGGGCCGUCUCGAGACCCCUCGCAACCAGUAUCCGCCGCUAUGCACAUGCAACGCAAGCGUUCGCGAGAUCAGACGGAGGACGACGGUGAGGACUCAGAGCACCCUGCAAAGGCACUACGGACUGGUCAGGCUCUGGUCCAGCACGCGACUGAGCCCGGUAGACAAUGCACCGGGUGCGACUUCAUUGGAUCCCCGGAGCAUGUCUGGGCCCAUUGCAAGGCCCAUCAACCCAGCGCAGCCUCUGCGCCCAUUCAGCCCCUCCACACGUGCAACUGGUGGGGCUGCGAGUUCACCGGGACCACCAGCCAAGUCGUGUCACACUGGAAAGCCGCCCACCGCCCGGACUACGCUACGGACGUGAAGAUCAGACAGCGCUGGGACAAAAGGCACGUCGUGGACUGCGCGAUUUGCUUGCGCAGGUACGAGGCCGCGCUCGUGGUGUGGGAUAGGCAAGACCGGCCUGAGGACGCGAUGCCCCCGCGUCCGAGACGCCUCAGCCCUCGUAGUCUGGAAGGGCAUGCUACGCGGCGCCAUUGGGUUU